AUGGCUUCUUCACAGUCUUCACACUUCCCGCCCGUGCCAUUUUCCCUGACCGUCCCACAGCAGAGUUUCCGCCUGCUCGAGCUGUCGCCUGAACUGGUCGACGUUGUCGAGGCCCAGAGAGAUGCAGCAAGCAAGAGGCGGAGAUUGUGGUUCAAGGCUUCGUCCCGCGCUUCCGCUUCCGCUUCCGCAUCCACCUCCACCCGGCGGGAAUCCUCUCGAUCGAUAGAGGGUCGCGCAGGGGAAGCGGACAGGGAGGGCUUCCUGCAUUUAUGCUCCGACGAGAAGCUUUGGGCUGUCAAGCAGGUGAGCACGAGCAAUAGCGUGCAUAUCACGCAAUGGAUCUCGGCAGAGGAGAUGCAGAGGCAGCGGCAAGCGGACCGAGAUGGGGAUGGCGACGGCGAUACGCUCAUGACCGAGGCAGAAGAACACGCCAAUGGAGACGGAGAAGCGACCGAUUCCAGCGAUGCAGACAGGUUGGCCACCGCAAGCAAUGGAGGGAUCACGACAAUUGCCCAGGUGAAGAAUAUCCUCGAACUCAUCGAAGUGAAACCUGCGGAAGGCGAUGUAGAUGGAAUGCUGCGUGAGAUGGUGCCCUUCUGUGGCGAUGCAGAAAACGAGGAUGAUCAGCUUAUUGCAGGAGGUGUCAGUAUCGGUGCCAGUGGCGCACGACUGUCGUCAGGCAAUCAAUCCUCCUCAUUACUGCAUUAUGUCUUCGAGAACAUCCCCGCGCCGACUAAGACCAUCUUCGAAGCAAUGAACCGGCUCUUCGUCUUCGGAAUAUCAGUAUCGUCCGGACCCGUGGUGCAGGUCGCAGACUAUGGGCAACAACAUCAAGAACGCAGUGUCACGUUGUUCAUCCCGACCACGAGCCUCCUUCUCAAAUGCUGGAGGGUCUUCAUGCAGCAAUGCGCCAUCUCAGAAGUUCAUCUGGACGGACGGGCCGGUGUGGAGUGUACCGCCCUACAUGGAUUACUGGCGGAGAUAGUCGAUGCGAGUGGUUCAAAAUCCAACCCAGAAGCAGACCUGCAGACAAACGUCAUUGUCGCAAUACUACGACACCUCUCCCUCGACGCGGGUGACUAUGCUCGCUACGCAAGAGCCGACAACUUGUCGAUACCCCGUUUCCACCUUCCCCCAGAUUCCGAUCUCGAUCGAUUGCUUGAGGAAUUACCUGGCAAGGAUGAUGAUGCCAACGACGCGACCACUGCCGCUACGAGGGGACACAGCUCGAGAUUGAGACUUGACCCUGGCAAGACACGCGACCUCGUAGGCCAUUGGAUGCUGCGGUCUCUGCGCGGCGAUACACAACCCAUCAGCCUCGCGCAGUUCCUCUCCCAGUGGACGGAUCUGCUUCCCGAAUCAUGGACGCGAGAGUGUGAUGCCCGCGCCUUGGUCUCGGGCUCCCCUGAAUGGGAGAUCGGGGAGGAUGCACACGGCGAAGAGGUGCUCAGACGGUGUUUAAGUAGCGGCCGCGACGGCGCUUCGAAUGGGGUCCAGGCCGCACGUGUGGAAUCCCAGGCCCGCAAGAAGGGGAAAUGGCAUGAGAAAUUCGGGGCGCAGAGAACGGCUGCGCUGAAGAAGUGA
Molecule: messenger RNA, 1584 nt
Organism: Cladophialophora carrionii CBS 160.54
Lineage: Eukaryota; Fungi; Ascomycota; Eurotiomycetes; Chaetothyriales; Herpotrichiellaceae
Exons: 1
Coding region: 1-1584 (527 amino acids)
Biological process (GO): mitotic sister chromatid cohesion
Cellular component (GO): Ctf18 RFC-like complex
Source: RefSeq, a predicted model, not a curated record